This is a messenger RNA of Molossus molossus (Pallas's mastiff bat), 939 nucleotides long. RefSeq names its product olfactory receptor 4S2-like. Gene Ontology annotation, cellular component: membrane. Gene Ontology annotation, molecular function: olfactory receptor activity; G protein-coupled receptor activity. The record is from RefSeq and is a predicted model, not a curated record. Lineage: Eukaryota; Metazoa; Chordata; Mammalia; Chiroptera; Molossidae. Gene Ontology annotation, biological process: G protein-coupled receptor signaling pathway. The transcript has a single exon. The coding region runs from base 1 to 939 and encodes 312 amino acids.
AUGGAAGUAGCCAACAAUGUCACUGAGUUUAUAUUUCUAGGACUUUCCCAAGACCCUGGAAUGCAGCUGAUGUUCUUUGCCUUAUUCCUCCUCAUCUACAUCAUGAUUAUGGUGGGAAAUCUACUCAUUUUGCUUACUGUCUUCUCUGUUUCUUGGCUCCACACACCCAUGUAUUUCUUCCUCAGUAACCUGUCUUUUGUGGACAUUGCCUAUUCCUCUGCCACAGCACCCAAGAUGAUUGCAGACUUUGUUUCUGAAAAAAAGACUAUUUCCUACUGGGGCUGUGCAACUCAGAUGUUUACCUUUCACUUUUUUGGUUGUGCUGAGAUUUUUGUUUUGACCGUCAUGGCUUUUGACCGUUAUGCUGCUAUCUGCCAACCUCUCCAUUACACUACUAUCAUGAGUGCCAAUGCUUGUCUUGUCUUGGCAUCACUGUCUUGGUUAGGGGCCCUGGGUCAUUCCAUUGUUCAGACCCUCCUAACCUUUCAGCUGCCCUUCUGCAAUGCUCAGGUCAUUGACCACUACUUUUGUGAUGUCCACCCACUCCUGAAACUUGCCUGUGCUGACACAACCCUGGUAAAUAUGUUGGUGGUUGCCAACAGUGGUCUCAUUUCCCUGGGGUGUUUCCUCAUUCUUCUGGCCUCUUACACAGUCAUUCUAGUUAGUCUUCGGAAGCAGUGUGCAGAGAGCCGGCGCAAGGCUCUCUCUACCUGUGGGGCUCAUUUUACUGUAGUAACUUUCUUCUUUGUCCCUUGUAUCUUCAUUUAUCUCCGUACAUCCACUACUUUCCCACUGGAUAAGGUUGUGUCUGUGUUUUAUACCACCAUCACCCCGAUGCUAAACCCACUCAUCUAUACUCUGAGGAAUGAGGAUGUAAAGAACGCCAUGAAACGACUGUGGAGUCACAAGGUCUCCUCCAGGGAAAAGCAGCAUGGAUAG